Messenger RNA from Vombatus ursinus (common wombat), 8443 nucleotides. RefSeq names its product xanthine dehydrogenase (gene XDH). The transcript is spliced from 36 exons. The coding region runs from base 339 to 4343 and encodes 1334 amino acids. Gene Ontology annotation, molecular function: molybdopterin cofactor binding; iron ion binding; 2 iron, 2 sulfur cluster binding. Lineage: Eukaryota; Metazoa; Chordata; Mammalia; Diprotodontia; Vombatidae. The record is from RefSeq and is a predicted model, not a curated record.
CUAAAGUGGUGAGGAAGGAUAAAGCAGGGUAGGUGUGGACAGGGGAUGAGAAAUCCAGCCCUGUCCCAAGGCUGCCCCGGAAUCUCUAUAUGUGGUCUGGUUGGAGCUCCUAUGACAUGCCAGUGGGUCAGGAAAUGGCUGUGUAGGAUUGGUGGAGAUUAUGCAAACAGUAGAGGCUCUUGCCAAGAACUUUCAGUGCCUGUUAGUCACGGGCUGAUUUAGUUUCAUUUUUGAACUAAAUUGCAUCUGGAGACGAGGUGUUUCUGGUGGUGCACAGCAAAGGCAGCUGUGAGAGGUGGCCCAAGGGUGAGGUGUGGGCAGCACAGGGACCUCAGCCCAUGGCCAUGGCACCUGAUGAAUUGGUUUUCUUUGUCAAUGGCAAAAAGGUGGUGGAGAAGAAUGCAGAUCCAGAGACAACACUGUUGUCUUACCUGAGAAGAAAACUGGGGUUAAGCGGGACCAAGCUUGGCUGUGGAGAAGGUGGCUGUGGGGCCUGCACGGUGAUGCUGUCCAAGUUUGAUCGGCUCCAGAACAAAAUUGUCCACUUUUCCGCCAAUGCCUGCCUGGCCCCCAUCUGCUCCCUGCAUCAUGUUGCUGUCACAACUGUGGAAGGAAUAGGAAGCACCAAGACCAGGCUGCACCCGGUACAGGAGAGAAUGUUCAAAAGUCAUGGCUCCCAGUGUGGCUUCUGCACCCCUGGCAUCGUCAUGAGCAUGUAUACUCUGCUCCGGAACAACCCUGAGCCCACAGUGGAGGAGAUUGAGAAUGCUUUCCAAGGGAACCUGUGUCGUUGUACAGGCUACAGACCCAUCCUUCAGGGCUUUAGGACGUUUGCCAGGGAUGGGGGAUGCUGUGGAGGAAAGGGAGAUAAUCCAAACUGCUGCAUGAAUCAGAAGGAAAGGAGCACGUUAAUUCUCUCACCAUCUUUGUUCAAUCCAGAGGAAUUCCUGCCAUUAGAUCCCACCCAGGAGCCUAUCUUCCCACCAGAAUUAAUGAGGUUGAAAGAUGAGCCCCAUAAGCAGCUGUGUUUCCAAGGGGAGCGUGUGAAAUGGAUCCAGACUGCGACCCUGAAGGAACUGUUGGAGCUGAAGGCCCAGCACCCAGACGCCAAGCUGGUGGUGGGGAACACUGAGAUAGGUAUCGAGAUGAAAUUUAAGAACAAGAUAUUCCCUCUAAUAGUCUGCCCAACUUGGAUCCCUGAGCUAAAUUUUGUGGAACGUGGCCCAGAGGGCAUCUCCUUCGGGGCAGCCUGCCCCCUCAGUGAUGUGGAGAAAGCCUUAGUGGCUGCCGUGGCUGAACUCCCGGCCUACCAGACUGAAGUGUUUAAAGGGGUCUUGGAGCAGCUGCGCUGGUUUGCUGGAAAGCAGGUCAAAUCUGUGGCGUCCAUUGGGGGAAACAUCAUCAAUGCCAGCCCAAUUUCUGACCUCAACCCCGUAUUCAUGGCCAGUGGAGCCAAACUAACUCUGGUAUCCAAAGGGACCAAGAGGACUGUUCGGAUGGACUACAUGUUUUUUCCUGGCUACAGAAAGACACUCCUAAGUCCUGAGGAGAUAUUGCUUUCCAUUGAGAUUCCCUACAGUAGGAAGGGGGAAUAUUUCUCAGCCUUCAAACAAGCCUCCAGAAGGGAGGACGACAUCGCUAAAGUGACCUGUGGAAUGAGGGUCUUAUUUAAACCAGAAAGCCACCAAAUCCAGGAGCUGGAUAUCAGUUUUGGAGGCAUGGCCGACAGAACUAUCCCAGCCCUGAAGACCACCAGGAAGCAGCAGGGGAGAGCCUGGAAUGAGGAGCUGCUUCAGGAGGUCUGUGCCAGCCUCGCCGAGGAGCUGAGCUUGGAGCCGGAUGCCCCCGGUGGCAUGAUAGAGUUCCGACGUACGCUCACCCUCAGCUUCUUCUUUAAGUUCUACUUGACGGUGCUUCAGAAACUGAACAAAGAUAGUACACAUAAAUGCGAUAAACUGGAUCCAACCUAUAUCUGUGCCACUACACUCUUUCAAAAAGAGCCCCCCACCAAUGUCCAGCUCUUCCAAGAAGUUCCCAAGGGACAGGCUGAAGAUGACAUGGUGGGCCGGCCCAUCCCCCACCUUUCCGCUGCCAUGCAGGCCUCAGGGGAGGCCGUGUACUGUGAUGACAUCCCCCUCUAUUCCAACGAACUCUGCCUUCGACUAGUCACCAGCACCAAGGCUCAUGCCAAAAUCAAGUCCAUAGAUGCUUCAGAAGCUCAGAAAGUGCCUGGCUUUGUUUGUUUCCUCUCAGCUGAUGAUAUUCCUGGGAGUAAUGAAACUGGACUAUUUAAUGAUGAAACUGUCUUUGCUAAACAUAAGGUGACUUGUGUGGGACACAUCAUUGGAGCUGUGGUCACAGACACCCCAGAACAUGCACAGAGGGCAGCUCAAGCCAUGAAAAUUACCUAUGAGGAACUUCCAGCCAUUAUCACAAUUGAGGAUGCAAUAAAAAACAAUUCCUUCUAUGGUUCAGAACUCAAGAUUGAGAAAGGAGACCUCAAAAAAGGGUUUGCUGAAGCUGAUAAUGUUGUUUCAGGGGAGCUGUAUAUCGGUGGGCAGGAACACUUCUACUUAGAGACUCAUUGCACCAUUGCUGUCCCGAAGGGUGAAGCAGGAGAGAUGGAGCUCUUUGUGUCCACCCAGAACACAAUGAAGACUCAGAGUUUUGUGGCCAAAGUCUUGGGGGUCCCAGCAAAUCGCAUUGUGGUUCGAGUGAAGAGAAUGGGAGGAGGCUUUGGAGGAAAGGAGACCCGGAGCACCGUACUGUCUACAGCAGUGGCUUUGGCUGCAUUCAAGACUGGCCGCCCUGUACGUUGCAUGCUGGAUCGGGAUGAAGACAUGUUGAUAACUGGUGGGAGACACCCAUUUUUGGCCAGAUAUAAGGUUGGCUUCAUGAAGACUGGAAAGAUUGUGGCCCUCGAAGUUGAACACUACAGCAAUGCAGGAAAUACUUUAGACCUCUCUGGGAGUAUCAUGGAGAGGGCUUUAUUUCAUAUGGACAACUGCUAUAAGAUCCCCAACAUCCGGGGUACCGGCCGACUCUGCAAGACCAACCUGCCUUCCAACACAGCCUUCAGGGGUUUUGGGGGGCCCCAGGGGAUGUUCAUUGCUGAGUACUGGAUGAGUGAAGUUGCCCUGACCUGUAGACUUCCAGCAGAGGAAGUUCGAAGACUGAACAUGUACAAGGAAGGAGACCUGACUCAUUUUAACCAGAGGCUGGAGGGCUUCACUUUGCCCAGGUGCUGGGAUGAAUGCCUGGAAAGCUCACAGUAUCAUACCAGGAAGAGGGAGAUCGAGAAGUUUAACAAGGAGAAUUGUUGGAAGAAGAAAGGUUUGUGUAUAAUUCCUACCAAGUUUGGAAUCAGCUUCACAGCUGCCUUUCUGAAUCAGGCUGGAGCUCUGAUACACGUAUACACAGAUGGUUCAGUUCUUCUUACACAUGGUGGUACUGAGAUGGGCCAAGGCCUUCACACCAAGAUGACCCAAGUGGCCAGCAAAGCUUUGAAGAUCCCCAUUUCCAAGAUUUACAUCAGCGAAACAAGCACCACUACAGUGCCCAACACCUCUCCCACAGCUGCCUCCGUCAGCGCUGACAUCAAUGGACGGGCUGUCUAUGAAGCUUGUAAAACCAUCUUACAAAGGUUGGAACCCUUCAAAAAUAAAAACCCCAAUGGUUCCUGGGAAGACUGGGUCAAUGCUGCCUACCUGGCAUCAGUGAGUUUGUCUGCUACAGGAUUUUAUAGAACACCCAACUUGGGCUACAGUUUUGAAACCAAUUCUGGAAAUCCCUUCCACUACUUCUCCUAUGGUGUAGCUUGCUCUGAGGUUGAAAUCGACUGCUUAACAGGUGAUCAUAAGAACAUCCGCACAGACAUUGUCAUGGAUGUUGGCUCCAGCCUGAAUCCAGCUAUAGAUAUUGGACAGGUAGAAGGGGCAUUUGUCCAAGGCCUCGGCCUCUUUACCCUGGAGGAGCUGCAUUACUCUCCUGAGGGAAGCCUGCAUACUCGGGGACCUAGCACCUAUAAGAUCCCUGCCUUUGGCAACAUUCCUAUUGAAUUUAGGGUAUCUCUUCUCCGGGAUUGUCCUAACAAAAAAGCCAUCUAUAGCUCUAAGGCUGUUGGAGAGCCUCCCCUCUUCCUGGCCUCCUCCAUCUUCUUUGCCAUCAAGGAUGCUAUCUCUGCAGCCCGUGUUCAGCAUGCAGAUUAUAAGAUGAAGGAGCUUUUCCAGCUGGACAGCCCUGCCACCCCAGAGAAGAUCCGCAAUGCCUGUGUGGAUAAGUUCACCACUCUGUGUGUUACAGAAGUGCCAGCAAAUUGCAAGCCAUGGUCUAUGAGAGUCUGAGAAGAAAGUCCACAGGACCAGUUCCCUGUUGAGCAGGAGGUGCCUCCAAGAGAAAAGGAAAACAUCUAUCAAAGGACCCAAGAUUCUAAAUGCACAACAUAAAAAGUGUCUGCAUCAUCACACCUUCUCUGGAUUAAGGAAAUUGAAUAUUUAGAAAUAUUUUGGUCUACUAUAUGAUUUACAGCAGAUGUAAUGAGAAAAUUCAGAACUUUAAGGUCUCAAUAGUAGUAAUGGAAUAGUUACUCCGUAGUAAUCCUUAGCUUUCUGUACCAAAAACAAACAAACAAAAAAAACCACUACAAAUCUAGUGCUGUUGUUUAGAAUAUCAUCAAGCCAAAAUCAAAAUAUCUCUAGACAACCUCACAGGUUGGAGUCUGCCUCCUUGGGAUUCUUCCAGCCAAGACUUAACAACCUCCAGAAGCUUAGAGCAAAGUUCUUUGGAAUCCAUUUACCUUCCUUUAAGGGAUACUCCUUACAAACACCAGAACUUAAAAUUCUUGUAGAUUAUACUUUGUUUAAGGGUAAUUAAGAAUAGUUGUUCUAAAUUCUUCAAGAGAAAAAAAAGACACUCUCAGCCUUUUGUUUGCUGAUAAAAAAAAAGAAAAAAACUUCAUGUUGAUUUAUUUUGUAUAGCUUACAUGGAUCAAGAAAGGAAGCAUGGUAAAGUUGACAAAGUGCUAGACUUGGAGGUGGGAAAACAAUUUUAAAUCCUGCCUCUAACUCUUACUAGCUGUGGGCCCCUGGCCAGAUCAUUUAAUGUCUGAGUACCUCAGGUAACUCCUUAGGCCUUGUUUACUAAGUUAUAGAUGGGUUAGUAGAGAAAGCUCUUAAACCUAACUGAGAAAAUCAUAGAUGCUUUGCAUAAAGCAAAGAUGACUCAUAUCACCCAACAAACCAACAAGCAAAUCUUUAUUGAAUCCUUAUUAGGUCCUACCAAAAUGAAAAGGCAAUGGAGUAGGGGCCCAUGCAGGGAGGGACUGUAUGUAACCUGAGGAAUAGCCUGGCUGUGUUCCAAGAGGUUCCUCCUAAGGCUGGCCAAAGGAUAAUGCAUUUCUCAGCCACAGCACCUCCCAAAGAUUUGCCACUAAGUUGUAGAGGGUAUGUGACCUGUGUUGGUGAAGUGAGUAACUAACUACACAGAUCUUGUAAUAUCCUCAAAGUAACCUUAGUAUCAAUAACCUUACUAAUUAGCUGUUAGUUUUCAGUUUGGCCUCUUUCAAAAUAGGAAAUGUUCAGUGGAUUUGGAAACCUCUGGGUUAUAUUUAUUAGUGUUGAGAAAGGCACAAAUUAGGCAUUGUGAUGACCGAGGGCCAAAACUAAAGCUUAUAGCUCUCAAUUUAAUGGUCCAGAGUGAGGAUAUAGGAAGGGCAUCUUGCCCAAGAUUUUUCCAGGAGUGAUGGCAGAGAGCAAAGUCCUGCCCCGGAUUUUGAACGUGGAACUUCACUGCCUUGGUUUGCUUAGGCAGAAAGGGAGAAGAAGUAGCAGGGCUCCUUGUGGAGGAGUGGUCAGUGACAAUAUUGACUAAUGAGACCCGGUCUUCAUAUUUAUAGUGGGAGUAAGGCCGUGGGUAUAAGUUUUGGCCUUUGUGUAAAUGUCACGUGCUAUAUAAAUGAAAGACGUUAUCAUUGUUAUGGAAAUAAUUUAAUGGAGCUUUUUCCAAUGAAUCCAUAUUAGGUCACCCCAAACUGACUUCUUUGGGAGCAGGGACAGUUUCAUUUUUAUUUUGUAUCCCUAGCAUUGAGCACAGUUCCUGACACAUAGUAGGCUCUUAAUAAAUGCUUGUUGAUUCAUAGGGAGCAAGAAGAGACAGAAGAAAGCUGCAGAAUCCCAUAGUUGGAAGGAACGUCAGAGACUGUAUAAUCCAACUCAUAUUUGAAUAGGAGUACUCUCUACAACAUUCCCAAGUAAUCAUCAAAGUGUUUCCACUCAAAUAUUUUCAGUGAAAAGAACCUGUUACCUCUCAGGGCAGCCAAUCUCACUUUUGGACAGCAGUCACUGUGGGAAGUUCUUCUUUACAUUGAGCUUAAACCUGUCCCUCUGAAACUUUCAUUCAUUGCUCCUAGCUCUGCUCUGUGGGGAUCAAACAGAAUGCAUCUAGUCCCUCUUCCAUGUUACAGUUUUUCCAAAAUGCAUAGGACCCUGGUUCUUAUCUUGGCUCUUUGACUAGCUACUUGCCUAACCUCAGGCAAUCCAUUUUAUUGCCUCUCUCUGGAUCUCAGUUUCCUCAUAUGUAAAGUGAGCUGGGUGGAUGAGCUCUAAAAUCCUUUUCUGGAUGUAAAAAUUCUCUCAUUCUGUUACCUCCAAAUGAAACAAUAUCAGAGAUUUGCUAUACUCAUAGAAAUGGAUCAUUUAUUAUUCUGGACUAAUAAGGUGUGAAGACAUCUCUCUGCUUCCUGUUCCCUAAUGUUCCCCUCAUCCAUGGGGCAGAUAAAGACAGCAAGGGAGAACACAUUCUCAACUCUGGCAGCUAUGAGAUAAAGAAUAAUACCAUUUCCUUCAGCUCCUAGUUUCGAUAAAAGGUGUUUCCCCUCUGACUAGCCAAUCAUUAUUAAGCUUGUUCACACACAGCCUGUUUGUGGGAGGGAAGUUCCUGAGAGGCAGCUUGGCUGAUUAGAAUGUUUAACAUGAGAAAUAAAUGAAGCUAUUAGCUGUUCCAGAGAAGGCAUGUCAGAAGGGUCAGACCUACCAUUGGCACAUAAGUGCUAAUAAAUCAUCAUACUUACUCUUACUGAUAAUGAAGGUGCUGAUAGGGCUAUAAUCUGCUUUCUUUUCUGCAACAUAGAAAAAAAAACAUUUAUUAAGUGCUUACUGUUUGCACAGCACUAGUAUACAAAUAGCAAACUAACAGAGACCUUGGCUGUCAAAGAGCUUAAGGUGCAGCAGCAAAGCAGCUGGUAAUACAUUGUCUUUAAUGAUAUUUUUGAUGAUAAAAUCCCAGUACCUCUCAUAAAAUUUUCUUCUUUUGGAGUAUUGGAUAAAUUCUGGCUUAUUUACAGUGUGUUUAAGGCUGGAGAUCAUCAAAAUUUGUAUUCAAUUUUACUUGGAGAUCCACAUGGAAAAGUUACUGCCUUGGGGGUAAUUUUUUUAGAAGAUUGCAAGUUAAAAUUCUUGACCCCCAAACAAGCAGUGGCUUAGACUUCUCCUUAUUUGAGUUAUGGUUUAGGAUGAUGACUGAACAGAUCCUUCAUUGUAAGGGUGAUACAAAGAUAGAAAGAAGGAUAUUUUUCAAUUGGAGUUUAAAGGGCAUUUAACAGGCUAGGGAGUUUGCUUACCACAGGGCUGGGACAAUGUGAUCUUGCAAUAGGAAAUGAAGGGGGCAUGCCUUCACAAAGGGUUUUUGUUUUGUUUUAUUUUGUUUGCUUAAAUUAAAUUUAAUCAUGCCUUUCACUAUCAUUUCAUAUAGGCUGGGUAAAUAAGUCCAGGGUGAGGUACAACAUCUUAGCCUCUGAGGUAAUUGCCUAUCCUUGAUCUAUGAUAUUAGGAUCACAAGGUUUUGAGGCAGAAAUAUUUCAGAAAUGAACUUCACUUUGACUUCUCCACAUUUGUGCUCAGCCCUGUUCACGCCUUUCAUUUCUCAAUCUAAUCAGAGCUGAACAUGAUUUUCAUUCAUACUGACAAGGAGAGAUAAUAUGUGCCCAACUUGUUGGUUGAUUUGAUUAAUUCAGAUAAAAUAUAUGUAUUUUUUUCCUUUUGGUAGGAAAGAUGAUUUAAUAUAAUAGUUUCUAAUCAUUUCAUAUUGUUACUACCUAGAAAAAUUCUAUGUCUUUGGGCACAUUAAUAAAAAUUAAAAUGCUCAUUUAUUAAUUUUGUGCUGUUAGUUUAAAAAAAAUCAUUUCUUACUGAAGCAAGAAGUUCUGCCACCUGUUUCUCCCCUCACCUGACCCCCCCCACCCUGUUUUAAUGAGGGAGUAGGAGGGAUUGUGUAACCUAAUGCCCCUCUGUUCAAAAUGGGGUUUACGUGUUGAUGAUGGGGGGAGUCUCCCACAUGCAGUAGGCAGAAUCAGACAUCACAGUUGUACUAGCUCUACUAAAGAAAGAAUUGGGUUGAUUAUUCAACAACUAAACCUGCUGGCUAGAACUUAAAUAAAAUGUGAGUUCUA